Molecule: messenger RNA, 1991 nt
Organism: Belonocnema kinseyi
Lineage: Eukaryota; Metazoa; Arthropoda; Insecta; Hymenoptera; Cynipidae
Gene: Golgin84
Product: golgin-84-like
Exons: 7
Coding region: 108-1784 (558 amino acids)
Biological process (GO): Golgi organization; retrograde transport, vesicle recycling within Golgi
Cellular component (GO): Golgi cisterna; Golgi membrane
Source: RefSeq, a predicted model, not a curated record
CAUAUGUCAGUGCCAGACUGAUCAGCUGUUAAACGUCAAUGGCUCAUCUGCUUACUAAAUUUUUGAAGGAUUGCGAAUAACAAAAAUAGUGAAAUUUUGGAAUAAUUAUGGCGUGGUUGUCAGGUCUUGCCGGAAAAGCGGAGCAUUUAUUAAAUAAAAUUGACAAAAAUACCGCAGCAGUAUUAAGUAAAGAGAAAAAUGACCAACUCGCAGAGGUUAUGUGGAUGCCUCCGAGUGAAAGUCCUGAGAACAUUGUGCUCGAUCCAUCUAAUAAUUUUUCGUACACUGACCUAUCGAGCAUUGAAACUCCAUCACAAUCAAGUAUAAAUUCUGUCAGAGAUGAUGAAUUAAUGACGUAUUUAAACACACCCGUUCUAACUCCUACGAAAAGUGUAAUAAAUCCAGAAAAUGGAGAUUUAAUCCUCCACUUGUCUCCAAAUGAACCAAAUUUACAAAUAGAGCACGAUUCAUCGGACACUUCAAGUGUUAGAAGUGUAGAUGCGGUAUUAAAUCUUGAAGAAUUAGUACCGCAAAAUGAGAAUUUUAGUUUGCGGAACAUUGAGCAAAAACAUACUAAUGGACUUCCGGAUGUUGUUUGCGAAAAUGUAGUCGAUGAAUCGAAAAAUCCAAGAGAAGUAAAGGCUCCACUUCAAGAUUUGGAGCACGAUUUCACAAGACGAGAAAUAGAGAAAGAUAAAUUUAUAUCGGAUGAGAACUUUACCAAAAAACAAUUGCAAAUUCUGCAAAAGCAUGUUGAAAAUAAAAAGGGAUUGCUAGAUAAACAGCAAACGGAUUACCAAAAGGAAAUAAAUGCUUUGAAGGAUAAAUUGCAGUCUUUUAGUGUUGAGAGAACGCAAUUUUCAAAACGAAUAUCAGAAUUACAAUCAAAUUUGGAGAGGAAUCGCGCCGAAUUGACAUCUACGAGGUCGGAAUUGGAACAGCACAGAGCGAGAGCUUUAAAAACUUUACAGGAAAAAGAAAAAUUAAUUGUGGAAUUGAGAGGAAAUGCGAAUGCAGGAUCGAAUGAGGCAACUUCAAUGGAAUUGAAUCAACUAAGACAAGAGCGUGAUGUUCUUAGAGAGGAAAAUGAGCAAAUUUGCGAACAGUUGAGACUCGCUCGAGAGGAAUUGAUAGCUGUAGAUUUAAAAUUAGAAAAAAUGAGACAAAGGGCCAUUGAUGUCAGCAAACAGGCUCAAGAUGCGAUUGCAGUCGAAAGAAGGAAACGAAUCGACGCUGAAGAAGAUGCGAGAAUUCAUACAGAGGAAGCAAGAAGUCUGAAGGAAGAACUCACUCUUCAAGAAAAUAGCUUGAGCCUAAAAUUGAAAAAACAGGAAACGGAAAUUGCACGACUCAGGACACAAUUGUCCGCAGCUGCGACCCCGAGUAGCGAAGUUGAAUCGAGACUGUCGACUCUUACGCAAACUUUGGUUUUGAAGCAACAAGCUUUGGAAAGUUUAACUACUGAGAGAAAUGCUUUGAGGUUGCAGCUUGAAAAAAUAGAGGGAGAAUACAGAAAUUCGAGGAAGAAUCAUUUAUAUAAUAAUCCAAAUGAUACUGACGACGCAAAAACACAGGUUCCCACUUUUUUAAUGGAAAAUCCAUUCGACACGGGCGUCACUCGCCGAGUAAAACGUGCUUAUUCCUCAUUGGAUGCAAUUAGUAUUCGAACUGGAGUUUUUUUAAGACGAUAUCCCCUAGCCAGGAUCCUGGUUUUGAUAUACAUGGGUCUGCUUCAAUUUUGGGUCCUAGUAGUUCUUCUUUCACAAUCUCCAGAGGCUCAUUGAUUAUACCUUCAAAAUAGAGAAAAAAAUCUGAGGUAUUUGUUAUCAGUUUGUUGAACUCUGUUAUUUAUAUUAACAAAAUUAUAUUACAGUCUUAGAUUUAUGAAGAAUGGAAAGUGUGUACAUUGUAAAGAGAGUAUAUUUUUACAGCUAGAAAUGAUGUUUACUGAAUAGAUACGAGAAAUAAAGAUAAGGCUGUUUUUAAAAUUA